This is a messenger RNA of Vespa crabro (European hornet), 2032 nucleotides long. RefSeq lists its product as uncharacterized. The record is from RefSeq and is a predicted model, not a curated record. NCBI's taxonomy places the organism in Eukaryota, Metazoa, Arthropoda, Insecta, Hymenoptera, Vespidae. The transcript has 6 exons. The coding region runs from base 1304 to 1990 and encodes 228 amino acids.
AUUCUAGUUUGAAAUUAGGUUAUAAAGAAAAAAAAGAAAAAAACAAAAACAAAAACAAAAAAAAAACAAGUCAAAGAUGGAAGGAACUUUUAGUUUUUUUUAGAAAUCGGAUAUUCGAUGCGGCUAGAGAGCUUUCGAAAAGAGAAAAAGAGAAAUAAAAAACGAUCGAGUGGCGCGUUCGACUUAUUUUUCAAAUAUUUACUAUCUCUCUCUCUCUCUUUUUACCUGUUAAAACAAACAGUUAAUGUUUUUCUUUAGGAAAAAGAUUUACAAGUAAAAGUACGAAUGGAUUGCGCCAACGAUUUUAUACAUAUACAGAUAUAUAUAUAUAUAUAUAUCCUUUUAUCUCUUACUUUUUUCUUCGUUACAAUACACAUGUUUAUUUUCGAACUGUGUAUAGAAGUAGGAGUAUUUGCUUGUCCCCGAGGAAGUCGAGGUAAAUACCUUUCUGGUGACGACAGGGAAGAGAAUCGCGUGUCCUAGUUUCGUGAAACUCGAUGGACCACACGAUGCAUCUCUCUCUCUCUCUCUCUUUCUCACACAUUCACUCUUUCUCUAUACGGUAUCCCGAAGCAAGUGUUCGAUAUAAUACUACGCACAUAUACAUUAUAAUUGAAAAGACGGAACAGUCUAGGAGACAGGAAAGAGUGCGUUAUCGAGGAGAACUCAAAAGUGUUUGGAAGUUCUGCAUCGUAUCAUUAAAAAAAUCAGAAAGUGUUUUAAAGACGAAAAGAUCGUCGUGAUCGAUCGCCCAAAAAUAUCGUCGUUAAAGAGAGAUUUCUCGUAUAAUCGAGUUUCGAGAGAGAUUUAUUCUAUUGACGGCCAGGAAGAGGAGGCACCUAGAAAGUGCCAAUUAUUUUUCGAAAUCGUGGAAGGGAAUAAUCGAAAAACGGCGAACCAUUACGGAGCCAUUCAAUACGCAAGCUCGUACAGUAACGGUCGUACGGCAGCGAGCUUGUACAACAACAAUUGUUCUUCGACCACCACUUACGGUGGCUUCGUGCAGCAUCAACAACAACAACUUCACGAGGAUUAUCGACCAAUUUAUUUUUAUGUCGCUCAGCCGUACACGAUACCGUAUACGUUCGCGAAAAGACCGAGACCGAAUUCUUCUCUUCUUAGAUCGGAUAACAGGUCCAAUUGUCGCGUUAAAUUUUCCAAAAAAUUCGCCAACGUAGACUUCUCCCAAAAGGUUAAACAGGGAGAGUUCUCCAAGAGUCUCAAUCAAGUUCAUUUUGCCGAAGGCCAGGACCAAGGAUUUCCGCAUUUUUAUAAACCUGGCCAGACACCGCGCCAUCCAAGAAUGACGUCGAUGUUUCGAAGGGGCACCAUAUUCGCAACUUUCUUUCUCUCGUUACUCGGUGGUGGAUUGGUCUGUGCUGCUCUUGUUACGCAACACUGGGUUGAGGCUCGACCCUGGAGGACACCGAAUCCUCAGGAGAGUGCAGGAAGAGUCCAUUUGGGUUUAUUACAAGGUAAAAAGGAAUUGAACGUUGCUUAUGGCUGGAGGACCUACCACGUAUCAGUACCUCAAAUGUUACGGCAAGAUCCAACAGUAAUGUCCUGGGGACUUUGGAUAGGAACUUUAACUGCUACUUCCGCUGCAUUGAUAACUGCUGCCUUUGCCGCACUUUUAGCUGUGCUAAACACGGCAACCUCACCGAGAUCUAAAGCUCUCUCUGUACCUGGAGUUUAUUUUAUAAACAUUUUAGCGUUGAUGAUGUGUAUAACGAGCGUUGGUACAUGGUUAGCACAAUAUUACACGAGGCUAUACGUCAAUGUCCUACCAAAGGAAGACAUUGAUAAUAUGUGGACCAGUGAAGGUUCGGCCGAACUUGGUUAUUCAUUCUGGCUCGUUGCAACUGCUGCUGUUGUACAUCUUAUUAGUAUCGCAUUAGUUGGUUGGGGAUCCGGAAGAGAAAAAGACAAUAAUUUGGAACCGAUUCCUGCAUUAGAAGAAAAAACUGCCGCAGCAAUAAUGCUCUAUUAGAAUCAGUUUUUUUUUUUUUUUUUUUUUUUUUUUUUUUUUUAA